AUGGGCCAUUGGAGGACUUUUUUCAAUGCGGACGCCGAUACAGGCAGGGUGCGACACCGCGUCGAGGUGGAACGUCGUCGACUGCUGCCCGCCUACGCUGCCGACGAGUCGCACCCAUCUGGCAGUUCGAAAGAGAUCGCAAAGAUCGCACUCCGAUUGAAAUACCAGAUUGAACAGGUGGUCUCCUGUGAGGUUGAGGACAGUGUCCUGACCGACCCAAACAGUCGUAUCAUAACCGACGAUGUGGUUGCAACUGCUAGGAAAGCUGGCAGUGAUGACUACAAGGCCUGUAUAGUUUAUUGCCUUCUAGUCUGUGUGCGAUGGUUCAAAAUUCAAUCUACUGUUGAGCUGUGGGAUUCUGAUCUGCACGAGGUUCGAGCUGUUGCUUGCGAGGUCAUUGCCAAGCGCAUUAUCGAGUCCGAGCAGGAUCAAGAUUACUUGCUUAGGGACAUUCUGCUUAAACGAUACUCUAUCUUCAGUGAGGGUGUGGAGACUAAUCCCGCCAAUGUCAUUGAACGAUCGGUGGACCUCCACGCCUUGAGGAUCAUCGGCUCUUCUGGAUACCAGAAAUGUAUUCAGUAUCUGUGGAGGGGCUGGAUCUGUCAGGAAGAGGGUAAUCCAACUAACUUUGUUGACUACCAGGGGAAGUCCAAUACCAGCUAUUGGGCGCAUUUCCACCCUGAUCGCAUGAGGACUCCUCUGUAUCAGAAUAUCUGCCAGAUCUUUUUCUCGUUGGUUUACCUUGCAGUUUACACUGCGGUGAUUAACACUGUCAAUCCAACUGGUGAUCUGGAUAUUGCAGAGGGUGUUCUCUAUGGCAUGACUCUUGCAUUUGUCUGUGACGAGGCUGUCAAGUUCUGGAAAGUUGGGCGGAACUACCUCGGAUUUUGGAAUGCCUUCAAUUCAACCCUCUAUGCGAUUCUUGUGGUUUCCCUUGUUCUACGGUUUGUGGCAUUAGCCCAUUCACCCGACACCCAGGAUGAACAGCGACAGUUGUACAAUCAGCUCAGCUACAACUUCUUGGCUUUUUCCGGUCCUAUGUUCUGGAUGCGCAUGAUGCUAUAUCUUGACUCCUUCCGCUUCUUCGGUGCCAUGUUUGUUGUUUUGCGUGUCAUGAUGAAGGAGAGUUUAAUCUUCUUCGCUUUGUUGUUCGUCGUUAUGGCUGGUUUCUUCCAGGCAUUUAUCGGUAUGGCUCAGGUUGAUGCCGAUGUCCCCAUCCAUCGAAAUAUUCUCCAGGGAAUGGUGAAUAGUAUCAUGCAGAGUCCUGAUUUCGACACCUUCCAAGAGUUUGCAUUCCCUUUUGGCAUCAUCCUUUACUACGUGUUUACCUUCAUUGUCAUGACUGUUCUGUUGAAUAUCCUCAUCGCCUUGUACAACAGCGCAUAUGAAGAUAUCUCCGGCAAUGCAACUGACGAGUACAUGGCGAUCUUUGCGCAGAAGACAAUGCAAUUUGUCCGCGCUCCGGACGAAAAUGUCUUCAUCCCACCAUUCAAUCUCGUCGAGAUUCUAUGUCUGGUGGCUCCAUUCGAAUGGUGGAUGUCGAAAGAAUCCUAUGCCAAGAUCAACGACUUUGUCAUGGGCCUAAUUUAUUCGCCUCUUCUCGUCGUUACGGCCUGGGUGGAGACUCGUCAGGCCCAUCAUAUCCGGCAUAAUCGCCGUCACGGCGAAGAGGAUGAUGACUGCGCCCAGGAAUGGGAACAUAUAGCUGAUGAGGUUGACUUUGACCUUGAUGAUACUUGGAAGCAGCAGGUCACUGAGUCGACUCCGGAUAUCAAGGUUGACAGUUGCACCCAUGAGAUUAGGGAACUGAAGAAACAGGUUGAGGAUUUGACGAAGAUGGUGAAGGCGCUAACUGAGGGGAAUAUGAUGGGUAACAAUGGAGAUGGUGAUUCUCCGCCCGCUGACAUAACCGUUAGCGCGUCGAGCGGCGAACCCUCUGGAAUCGCAAUUGCCAAAAUGGCAAAGCUCGUAGACGACCCUCAGAUCCAAUAUGCAUCAUUGCAUAACCCGCUCCCUUGGCAAUUCCACCUAUAUGUCUGGCCAUUCCUGAUCACCUGGCCCGUCUUUUUCGCUUUUUAUCUCUCCCCCGAGCGUUAUGACACCUACAUUCAGGGACAGGAAUGGACCUUCGUCUGGGCGGGGUCUAUCAUCACGAUCCAGUCGCUCACCUGGUUGAUGACCAAGUGGAACAUCGACAUCGACACUCUGUUUACUACCACCCGCGCCAAAUCUGUCGACUCUGCCCGUCUUAUCAAGGUGGUUCCCAUUACCAAUGCCGGUUCCGCCGAGAUCUGCACCCUGAUCAACGAGAACGCCGGCCCUAAGAAGACCCUUUCGUUUCUCUUCCAGAAGCGCCGUUUCCUGUUCUACCCCGAGACUCGCACCUUCGCCCCGCUUUCCUACGUCCUCGAUGCCGAACCCAAGCCGGCUCUCAAGACUUUCCAGCUGACCGAGGGUUUCACGUCGAAGGCCGAGAUUGACCGCAUCCAACACCACUAUGGCGAUAACACCUUUGAUAUCCCCGUGCCCGGAUUUCUCGAGCUGUUCCAAGAGCACGCCGUUGCGCCUUUCUUUGUCUUCCAGAUCUUCUGUGUUGGUUUGUGGAUGCUCGAUGAAUACUGGUACUACUCGCUCUUCACCCUGUUCAUGCUUGUUGCUUUCGAGAGCACUGUUGUGUGGCAGCGCCAGCGGACCUUGAACGAAUUCCGUGGAAUGAGCAUCAAGCCUUAUGAUGUCUGGGUGUACCGUGAGCGCAAGUGGCAGGAAAUCACCAGCGACAAGCUCCUUCCCGGCGAUCUCAUGUCUGUCAACCGCACCAAGGAGGACAGUGGUGUUGCCUGUGAUAUUCUCCUGAUCGAGGGCAGUGUCAUUGUAAACGAGGCUAUGCUUUCUGGUGAGAGUACUCCUCUCCUGAAGGACUCUGUCCAGCUCCGCCCCGGCCAUGACUUGAUUGAACCUGAUGGAUUGGACAAGCUCUCUUUUGUGCACGGCGGAACCAAGGUUCUCCAGGUUACUCACCCCAACACCGGAAACGAUUCAUCCCAGAAGAACCUGGCUAGCAACAUUACCGCGGCCCCGGACAAUGGCGCCUUGGGUGUGGUUGUCAAGACCGGUUUCGAGACUAGCCAAGGUAGUCUUGUUCGCACCAUGAUCUACUCGACUGAGCGUGUCUCCGCCAACAACGCCGAGGCUCUCUUGUUUAUCCUCUUCCUUCUGAUCUUCGCCAUUGCUGCUUCCUGGUACGUUUGGCAAGAGGGCGUUAUCCGGGACCGCAAGCGCUCUAAGCUUCUCCUGGACUGUGUCCUCAUUAUCACGAGUGUCGUCCCUCCUGAACUGCCCAUGGAACUGAGCUUGGCUGUUAACACCAGUCUUGCUGCUUUGAGCAAGUUUGCUAUUUUCUGCACUGAGCCCUUCCGCAUUCCCUUCGCUGGUCGUGUUGAUGUGGCUUGCUUCGAUAAGACUGGUACUCUCACUGGAGAGGACCUUGUUGUCGAUGGUAUUGCUGGACUCACCCUGGGUGAGGCUGGUUCUAAGGUCGAAGCUGAUGGUGCUCACACCGAAUUGGCCCAGGCAUCUGCUGCCGGAGCUGACACCACUCUUGUUCUCGCCAGUGCCCACGCAUUGGUGAAGUUAGACGAGGGUGACGUUGUUGGUGACCCUAUGGAGAAGGCUACUUUGGAAUGGCUCGGUUGGACUCUUGGAAAGAACGACAUCCUUUCAUCCAAGGGUAACGCCCCCACCAUCGCCGGUCGUAAUGUCGAGUCUGUUCAAAUCAAGAGAAGAUUCCAGUUCUCCUCGGCCCUCAAACGCCAGAGCACUAUCGCAACCGUCACAAGCAACGACCGCAAGACCUCCAAGAAGACCAAGUCCACUUUUGUUGGUGUCAAGGGUGCCCCGGAGACUAUCGGAAACAUGUUGGUCAACGCACCCCCUAACUACGAAGAGACCUACAAGCACUUCACCCGUAAUGGUGCUCGUGUCCUUGCUCUCGCCUACAAGUACCUUUCCUCUGAGUCUGAACUCUCCCAGGGCCGCGUGAACAACUACGUCCGUGAGGAGAUUGAGUCCGAGCUGAUCUUCGCUGGUUUCCUUGUCCUGCAGUGCCCUCUGAAGGACGAUGCGAUCAAGUCUGUUCGUAUGCUGAAUGAGAGCAGCCACCGCGUUGUCAUGAUUACCGGUGACAACCCGCUGACUGCAGUCCACGUUGCGCGCAAGGUUGAGAUUGUGGAUCGUGAGGUUCUGAUUCUCGAUGCCCCCGAGCAUGACAACUCUGGAACUCGCAUUGUCUGGCGUACCAUUGAUGACAAGCUCAACAUCGACGUUGACCCCACUAAGCCCCUCGACCCGGAGAUUCUGAACACCAAGGACAUCUGUAUCACUGGCUAUGCUCUCGCCAAGUUCAAGGGCCAGAAGGCUCUUCCUUCUCUGCUCCGUCACACCUGGGUUUACGCCCGUGUGUCUCCUAAGCAGAAGGAGGACAUUCUUCUUGGCCUCAAGGAUGCCGGUUACACCACUCUGAUGUGCGGUGAUGGUACCAACGAUGUUGGUGCUCUCAAGCAGGCUCACGUUGGUGUUGCCCUUCUCAACGGAUCUCAGGAGGACCUCACCAAGAUCGCUGAACACUACCGGAACACCAAGAUGAAGGAGCUAUAUGAGAAGCAGUGCAGCAUGAUGCAACGUUUCAACCAGCCCACUCCCCCAGUCCCCGUCCAGAUUGCCCACCUGUAUCCCCCCGGUCCCUCCAACCCCCACUAUGAGAAGGCCAUCGAGCGAGAGUCGCAGCGCAAGGGUGCUGCAAUCACUACUGGCGCUGAGCCCAUCCCGACUAUCACAUCUCCUGGUGCACAGGCUCUGCAACAGCAGAACCAGAACCUGACUCCCCAGCAGCAGAGACAACAGCAGGCCCAAGUUGCCGCUGCCGGCCUUGCUGACAAGCUUACGUCCUCCAUGAUGGAGCAGGAACUGGAUGACAGCGAGCCCCCCACAAUUAAACUGGGUGAUGCCUCUGUCGCUGCUCCAUUCACUAGCAAGUUGGCCAACGUUAUUGCUAUCCCGAACAUUCUUCGCCAGGGUCGUUGCACUUUGGUUGCUACGAUCCAGAUGUACAAGAUUCUUGCUUUGAACUGUUUGAUCAGUGCAUACAGUUUGAGUGUCAUCUACCUUGACGGUAUCAAGUUCGGCGACGGGCAGGUUACCAUCAGUGGUAUGCUUAUGAGUGUUUGUUUCCUCUCCAUCUCCCGUGCCAAGUCAGUGGAGGGCCUCUCCAAGGAGCGCCCUCAGCCCAACAUCUUCAACGUUUACAUCAUUGGAUCUGUUCUUGGACAGUUCGCCAUCCACAUUGUGACUCUGAUCUACCUGUCUAAUUAUGUUUAUAAGCACGAGCCAAGAGAUAGCGAUAUCGAUCUCGAGGGCGAGUUCGAGCCGUCCCUCCUAAACAGCGCCAUCUACCUCCUCCAGCUGAUCCAGCAAAUCUCCACCUUCUCGAUCAACUACCAAGGCCGUCCCUUCCGUGAGUCCAUCCGCGAGAACAAGGCCAUGUACUGGGGUCUCGUCGCCGCCUCCGGUGUCGCAUUCUCUUGCGCCACCGAGUUCAUCCCUGAGUUGAACGAGAAGCUGCGCCUUGUGCCCUUCACCAACGAGUUCAAGAUGACCUUGACUGUGCUGAUGAUCUUCGACUACGGUGGCUGCUGGGUGAUUGAGAAUGUUCUCAAGCACCUGUUCAGUGACUUCCGCCCCAAGGAUAUCGCUGUUCGUCGCCCCGACCAGCUCAAGCGCGAGUCGGAGCGUAAGUUGCAAGAGCAGAUUGAGGCUGAGGCUCAGAAGGAGCAGCAGCGUAAGAUUUAA
Penicillium antarcticum is the source of this 5844-nucleotide messenger RNA. RefSeq names its product putative potassium ion channel Yvc1 (gene yvc1). Lineage: Eukaryota; Fungi; Ascomycota; Eurotiomycetes; Eurotiales; Aspergillaceae. The transcript is spliced from 9 exons. Gene Ontology annotation, biological process: intracellular calcium ion homeostasis. The record is from RefSeq and is a predicted model, not a curated record. Gene Ontology annotation, cellular component: endoplasmic reticulum membrane. Bases 1 to 5844 code for a protein of 1947 amino acids. Gene Ontology annotation, molecular function: P-type ion transporter activity; ATP binding; ATP hydrolysis activity.